Messenger RNA from Knipowitschia caucasica, 1755 nucleotides. Lineage: Eukaryota; Metazoa; Chordata; Actinopteri; Gobiiformes; Gobiidae. The record is from the annotation of a GenBank genome assembly.
AUGCACGAGUCUGUGAUGCAGGAGUCUGCGCCAGUGGUUGGAAUCACUGUAGCGAUAGUGUCGAGUUUAAUCAAUGGUUCUACUUUUGUGCUACAGAAAAAGGGGAUUUUACGAUCGCGUGAGAAAGGAGCCUCGUACCUCACAGAUGCGGUGUGGUGGAGUGGCACGCUGACCAUGGUGAUUGGUCAGAUCGGUAACUUUGUGGCCUACAACAUUGCACCUGCAGUCAUCGUGACACCUUUGGGAGCACUUGGAGUAUUGUUUGGGUCGGUGCUGGCGUCCUGGGUCCUCCAUGAGCAUCUGGAAACGCUGGGGAAGCUCGGGUGUGUGUUGUGCUGCAGUGGAGCAGUGGUGCUGAUCAUUCACAGCCCCAAAGCAGAGACGGUGACAUCACAACUGCAGCUGGAGGAGAGACUAUCAGACCCAGUCGUUAUCCUCUAUGCCUCGCUGGUCACCGUGGCCUUAUUGGUUCUUAUUUUCUGGCUCUCUCCAGUCCACGGCUCGUCCAACAUUAUGGUCUACGUCUCUAUCUGCUCUCUGUUUGGCAGCUUCACCGUCCCCUGCAGCAAAGGACUUGGCUUGGUCGCACAAGAAGCUUUCAAGCUGCUUCAAGGCUCUCUGACGCCUCUGGUCAGGGUUUUGGACCAGGCAGAACUCACUCUCAGCAUGGGGCAAGACCGGGGAAAGUACGACUUCUACAUCGGCCUGGGACUAGCCAUCAGCUCCAGCAUCUUCAUUGGGGGCAGCUUCAUCCUCAAGAAGAAAGGGUUGCUGCGAUUGGCAAGAAAGGGCUCGAUGCGGGCAGGUCAAGGUGGCCAUGCGUAUUUGAAAGAGUGGCUGUGGUGGGCCGGGCUGCUCUCAAUGGGAGCCGGAGAAGGAGCCAACUUUGCGGCGUAUGCCUUUGCUCCUGCAACUUUGGUCACGCCACUAGGAGCCCUCAGCGUGCUCGUCAGCGCGGUGCUGUCCUCGUACUUCCUGUCCGAGAGGCUGAAUCUUCACGGGAAACUGGGCUGCCUGCUGUCCAUCCUGGGCUCCACCACCAUGGUCAUUCACGCCCCCAAGGAGGAGGAGAUCGACAGCCUGGAGGACAUGAACCGCAAGCUCAUCGACCCCGGCUUCUUGUUCUUCGCCGCGCUGGUCAUUGUGGUGGCGCUGAUCUUCAUCUUCGUGGUGGGCCCGCGUCACGGUCAGACCAACAUCAUGGUCUACAUCACCAUCUGCUCAGUCAUAGGCGCGCUCUCAGUCUCCUGCGUCAAAGGCCUGGGCAUCGCCAUCAAGGAAGCCAUCGCCGGCAAGAGCGUGCUGGGCGUGCCCCUGGCCUGGUUCCUCCUCUUCGCCCUCGUCGCCUGCGUCUCCACGCAGAUCAACUACUUAAACAAAGCCCUGGACAUCUUCAACACGUCCAUAGUGACUCCCAUCUAUUACGUCUUCUUCACCACUUCUGUGCUCACAUGUUCGGCCAUUUUGUUUAAGGAGUGGGAGCACAUGGGCACGGGCGACAUCAUCGGGACUCUGAGCGGGUUCCUCACAAUCAUCGUGGGGAUCUUCCUGCUCCACGCCUUCAAAGACGUGAACGUGAGCUGGUCGAACUUAGCCGUGUCCAUACGGAAGGAGGAGAGAGUGAGCGCUAACGGCACGGCGGCGCACGCUAGCUACGAACUCCUGCGCAACGAGAGCAUGGAUGACGCGGACAGAGAGGCGGGUUUGCCUUUCGACAGCGUGUCCAGAAGAAACGGAGCCAUUGUUUCUUCUUAA